This is a messenger RNA of Paramormyrops kingsleyae, 4847 nucleotides long. It is a transcript of the gene mpp2b, whose product is annotated as MAGUK p55 scaffold protein 2b. NCBI's taxonomy places the organism in Eukaryota, Metazoa, Chordata, Actinopteri, Osteoglossiformes, Mormyridae. The record is from RefSeq and is a predicted model, not a curated record. Gene Ontology annotation, molecular function: protein binding.
AAUUGGUAUAAUAUUUCACCUCGACUAUGCACUUCGAAGAUAGCUAGAUGUAUAAGAUUAGUAACGUCAAAACUGCAAUUUGGUAAUAUUUACACUAUACGUCUGCUGCUGAAAUGAAAAAGACACAUUUUAUAUUUUAGGUAAAAUACCAGACAGUGUGUUUUCUAUGUGAUAAGGCGCAAUAUGCUUGGUGGGGUCCGCACGGCACCAGGGAUGCAGUUGCCCCUUUAAUGUCAGAGCCGCGACUAAAGCGCGGUUUGACAUUUCAGUAGCAUUAUAAACCCAGAAUAAGAUUCAGACAGCGACGGGACCGCUGGACAGAACAGGUGAGCGGCUGUGAAUAGCCGUUUAGUUUUCCUGCAGAAAUUGGGAUCACGAGGACGGUAUCAUGCCUGUGGCGUCGGCCAGCUCCGAUUCUGCUAUGCAUCAGGUCCUGGACACCCUGAGUGACAGUACCAGCUCCACUACUGCCAAUGACCUGGACCUCAUCUUUCUCAAAGGCAUCAUGGAGAGCCCAGUGGCCCAUGAGAAAAUGGAGGAGACCAAGUUGGAAGCGGUGAGAGACAACAAUGUGGAGCUGGUGCAGGAGAUCUUGAGGGAUCUGACCCCGCUGACUCACCGCAGCAAGGCCGCCGACGAGCUGGCCCGCAUCCUGAAGGAGCCCCACUUCCAGUCCCUCCUGGAGACGCACGACUCGGUGGCCUCCAAAAGCUACGACACCCCGCCCCCCAGCCCCUGCGCCUUCAUGGAUGCCGCCCUGAACAAUCAGCCCGUCCCCCCCGACGCCGUCAGGAUGGUGGGCAUCCGCAAAGUGGCUGGGGAACACCUGGGCGUGACCUUCCGGGUGGAGAGCGGCGAGCUGGUCAUCGCCAGGAUCCUCCAUGGGGGCAUGAUUGACCAGCAAGGCCUGCUGCAUGUGGGCGACAUCAUCAAGGAGGUGAACGCCAAGGAAGUGGGCAAUGACCCCAAAGUGCUGCAGGAGAUGCUGAAGGAGGCCAGCGGCAGCGUAGUGCUGAAGAUCCUGCCCAGCUACCAGGAGCCACACACCCCGCGCCAGGCGUUUGUGAAGUGUCACUUUGACUACGACCCUGCCCACGACAACCUCAUCCCCUGCAAGGAGGCCGGACUCAAGUUCAGCAGUGGCGACAUCCUCCAGAUAUUCAACCAGGAGGACCUCAACUGGUGGCAGGCGUGCCAUGUGGAGGGGGGCAGCGCAGGCCUCAUCCCCAGCCAGCUCCUGGAGGAGAAGCGGAAGGCCUUUGUGAAGAGGGACCUGGAGUUUGCAGGUGGAGGUCCACUCUGUACGGGCAUCGGCGGCAAGAAGAAAAAGAAGAUGAUGUACCUGACGACAAAGAAUGCUGAGUUUGACCGGCACGAGCUGCUUAUCUACGAGGAAGUUGCCAAGAUGCCCCCCUUCCGCCGGAAGAGCCUGGUUCUGAUCGGGGCACAAGGGGUGGGCCGGCGCAGCCUCAAGAACAAGCUGCUGGUGUCAGAUCCGCAGCGGUAUGGUACCACCAUGCCGUACACCUCCAGGAAGCCCAAAGCAAAUGAGAGGGAUGGGCAGAUGUACUGCUUCAUGUCCCGCAGCGAGAUGGAGUCAGACAUCAAGAAUGGCCGCUUUCUGGAGCACGGCGAGUAUGACAGCAACCUCUAUGGCACAAAGAUAAGCUCCAUACAUGAAGUGGUGGAGUCUGGCAAGAUAUGCAUCCUGGACGUCAACCCGCAGGCUCUCAAAAUUCUCCGGACAUCAGAGUUCUUGCCCUAUGUGGUGUUCAUUGAAGCCCCAGAUUUUGAGGUCCUGAAGGCUAUGAACCGAUCAGCCAUUGAGGCUGGAGUUGUCACCAAGCAACUGACGGAUUCAGAGCUGAAGAGGACAGUGGAGGAGAGUGGUAGGAUCCAGCGAGCCUACGGGCACUAUUUUGACCUUACUAUCAUCAACGACAAUUUGGAGAGUGCUUUCCGCAGGCUGCGGGGGGCACUAGAGAAGCUGGGGGUUGAACAGCAGUGGGUUCCUGUCAGCUGGGUCUUUUAGGCCAGGCGAGUCAGUGAGGUAAGUUGGACAAUUUGCAAGGGGACCGACUUUGUCAAUCGAAGCGAACUACUUUACCAGUGCCAAGCGACCCAGGGGAUGCACAACUCUACAGGGUGGAUGUCAAAUUUGUGCAUCUCAUCCAUCUCUCUUCUUGGCUACCCCCAAAAAUUACUUUAAAAAUUCCCUUUUUCAAACCUUUUAGUUGUAUUUAUUUUAUUAUAAUCAUUUCUUGUUCUUGAUUUGUGAAAGACGUAGGACGAUUAGAUGAGUGAGUGUGUGUCUGUGUUUCUGAAUUAUCUUUAUUUAUUUAAACGUUGAUUUGUUCUUCUGGAUAUUUUCUUGAGUUGAACCAACAAUGUCAUUUUUAGCUUGCGUUUCUUUAAGACUUGUGAUAAUUAUGUGCAUCAAUCAAGGAGUCAUACAGUAUGUGUUGUUUUUAUAAUGUUGUGUGGUAAAUACACAUCCAUCACCAAUUCAGUUUGCAUUGAACAAAAGCAUGAUAGAAAUCUCAAAACACGGACCAAAUUAAUCCUGGUUGUAGCAAAACCUUUAGUCACUACCAGUAUUUCAUGAGAAGACUAAAACAUAUAUUUUUAAAGGCCAUCCUCUGUGAAUUAAGGGUGAAAUCGUAAUAAACGAAUAUUCCCAGCAUGCAUCAGUGCCUUUUGUGCAAAAAUGCACAAUGGAGUUAUUGAAAAUAGUUAAAUUGGUGUAUGGAAUGUCAACAUUACACUAAUAUUUCGACGGAUAUAUUAUAUUCAUGCAGCUAAAUGUUACUUGGUAUACGCGUCUUCAUGUUAUCAGUUAUCAUUUGCUAUGUACAUAAUGUGUAACUACAGAACAUUUUGUGGAGGAUCCAGUUUCCUUCAGGUAACCAUAGUAACGUUAGCUCUGGCAGACAUUUGGGGCAGUGUAAAGUUUGUAAAGUGGUUUUGUUACUCAGAAAUUCUGUUAUGUAUAUUUGUGGCAAAAUACACUUAUUAAUUACAUACUUAUAAACAGUUUCAUUCAACUGUGAGGUUUUAGCUGAGAUUGUAGAAAGGUCAAACAUGUAAUUAAAACCUAACCCUAAGUGUAACUAAGAGGAGUAGUAGUUGCUUUUACAUCCCUGCAUGUCCAAAAUAGCUGGUUGUCACCUUGAAAUUCCCAUUUUUCUCAGCUUUUAUGUUAUGACUUCAGUUAAAUUGGUAUAUACUUUUGAAGCGUAGCUUAAACAUGAACCAUCUCUGUGAAAUAAACUGUAUAUUAGGAAUUUUGAUAAUAUAUCAAUAUAUUUAAUUGUAAAUAUGCAACCUCAUUCCCUGUGCUGUCAUCGACACCUGUCUGCAUGUGGUCAGAGACGCAGUCAUGCUCUCGCAUGACCUCACAUGCUCGUAAAUGUGCCAAAAGGACUGCUUUCCUCAUCUGGACAAGUUGCAUCAACCUUCAAGAGACGGUCAGGACUGGAUGGUCCAAAGUAAUGUUGUGGUUCAUUGCGUUGGGGCUGAUUUUCUAAGAUGGAGUCAGCGAGGACAUGAGCUGCACUGCAGGUUUGAGGAGAGCAGGCCAUGGUGGUAGUUAUACCAGCCGUAAAAGGAUUGUCGUUUCCUUCAUCUGCGAACUCUACCUCUUCUUCCUUUUACAAAUCUCUCUCGCUUGCCAUUAUGUGUGGAACAUUUCUCUGUGGGCAUCAUUUAGUAGGGUGUUGGCUUCACUCUAAGAGUUAACGAAUCUGAAAAAGGUACAACUUGGACCAGUGUGGUAUAUGAGAUUUAGGAAUGCUAACGUCAGGAGAGUAGCCUAUGUUAGUCCAAAUUAAAUUUAAAUGCUUUGUCUCUAAUGCUUCAGUGGUGUGAUUUCAUAUAGCUGGAACACUUAUUACUAUAGAUGGUUAAUGCAAAUGCUGAUGACAUAGUUUAUGACUUUUAAUAAAAGUUGAUUUUGUUUGUGCCCUGUAAUACUUAAUAGAAUGUCUUAUGAUAUAUGAUUUUGUUAACAUUUUUAGACACUUGUAGAAUGUAGUCAUUUUAUACAGUGUCCUAUAGUUUUGUUACCUGAUUUUUUCUUUAUGUGUAGAUUUGUCUAUACAGGCAUUCAUGAAUCCUUUAUGUAAUGAAAUAGAUGCUCAUUCCCUUUGCGACUUGUCUAUGUAGGAUUUUUUAUUUUAAGGAUUACAGGCAACACAUUUGUACCUCAUUUGCACUAAUUUUUUGUUUGCAUUGCCCUGAUAAUUACAGCAAGUAUUACAUAUGUCUGAAUUAUAUUUAACAUGUUUAAUAUCCCAUGCAUUUUAAAUGGAUAAAUUGUUGUGCUAUGUUUGUCAUACUCUCCUUCCAGAAAGUUCUCUUUGAAAUGGUUUGAUUUAAGAACUCAUGAAUUAAAAGCUGCAAAACCCAAAUAUUUGGGUACCUAUCACAGUUAUAGCUGGAAGUCUCAUUGUAAGUAAAUAAAAUUGCUUGUGGUUCCAGUUUUUCAUAUAUUCACAUAGAACCUGUAGUAAAUCAGCCCCUGUAGUUAAUUUCCAUGUUACUACACUGUAAAGUCUGACUUGGAAUCGUUAAACAGCUGAUUGGUAAAUUUAUUGGAGUCAUGAUCCAAUGAUUUUGUUAGAUUCCUUGUAAACAGACUCCAAUGUACUUGUAUGUUCUGCAUGUGUCGGUCUGCAGGUCUGACAGCUAAUAACAACAGCUUCUCGUCGCACCAUUUUGUGUUUGAUCCGCAAAUUAUAUUUUUAUGACUGCUUUUUAUUGUUACUUCUAGUUUAUUUUAUCAGCCACUGUAUAGCAGUUAUAGAAUCUGAUCUUCCAAAUACAGUAUCCUUUGUAUGUUUCAUCUG